Molecule: messenger RNA, 1606 nt
Organism: Dunckerocampus dactyliophorus (ringed pipefish)
Lineage: Eukaryota; Metazoa; Chordata; Actinopteri; Syngnathiformes; Syngnathidae
Product: zona pellucida sperm-binding protein 3-like
Exons: 8
Coding region: 129-1385 (418 amino acids)
Biological process (GO): binding of sperm to zona pellucida; egg coat formation; positive regulation of acrosome reaction
Cellular component (GO): extracellular matrix
Molecular function (GO): acrosin binding
Source: RefSeq, a predicted model, not a curated record
GCCAAUUGUGGAUCAUUAAGGAAAAGUAGAUAAUUAACACCAAGGAAGAAGAAACGCUACCUAGCAUGGGUAUUGGUGUUAACUGGUUUCAGAUUAUUGUGGCACCUUUUGAAUUUUGGUCCUAAAAAAUGAACCACAAGUCCCGAACCUGCCGGUGCUGGAGCUUUGUCCUUCUCGUUGUUUUUACCACCACGGAGAGCCAGUAUGCAUCGUACGAACCCCCCAAGGCUCAAGGCCCGAGCCGGACGUCUUUUGGUUUUGUCCAGUCUCCUUUCUCUAUACAGAAACAUAACAUUCAAUCGAAACCUGUGACUGUAAAGUGUCACUCGGACGCUAUAGAGGUUGUGGUUCAAGCUGACUUGUUCGACACGGGCCUUUUGUUGGACCCGGAGCAUCUGCAUCUGGGUUUGAAACCAGCGAUUGAAGGGCGGUCAUGCCGUGCUUCACAGACGAGUGCGGGGACGUUGACUAUCCUCGCAGACCUGCUGGACUGUGGAACUCGACUGUCGUCAACUGGAGACAUGCUCAUUUAUUCUAAUGUGUUGGUCUAUUCGCCCAAGCCAUCAUCUGAUGGCUUGAUUCAACUGGAUGGAGCAGCUAUCCCAGUCGAGUGCCAUUUUGACAAGAGGUAUUCAGUGGAUGGAGUUUCCCUGCAACCCUCCUGGGUUCCUUCGGUCUCUGUGGCCUCAGCUCACCAUCAUAUAGCCUUCCAUCUGCGCCUUAUGACUGACAACUGGCAGUUUGUGAGGCGGUCUCAUACAUACUACUUGGGUGACCUGAUGCACUUUGAAGCGUCUGCUGUGGUUCGCAAACACAAACCCUUGCGAGUCUAUGUUGACCAUUGUGUGGCCACAGACACUCCUGACCCGCAGGCCACCUUAAGAUACGACUUUAUCGCGCGUAAUGGAUGUCUCACUGAUGCUUUCCUGACAAACUCCAGCUCUCACUUCCUGUCCAGGCUUGAAGAGCACACGCUUCGAUUUCAGCUGGACGCGUUUCGGUUCCACCAAGGGCCUAGCAGUCAGGUUUACAUCACCUGCUGGUUGAGGGCAGUUCCAGUGACGUCAGCCAUCAGCUCUCAAAACAGGGCCUGCUCUUUUGUUGGCAACAGAUGGAGGUCAGUGGAUGGUGAAGACCAGGUCUGUAGAACCUGUGAUCAUCUUGCAGUCAAAGAAGAAACAACCAUAGUUGGAGAAACGGAGCAGUCUACGAAUUCAAAACAGAAUUUUGCUCUGAACAAACCAAAACACUUGACUAGUUCUCUGCAGGUCCGCCCUAGAAUGUUCCCAGGCCACAAAUCUCAGCUGUCCUCUGAACCGAUGACGAGAGAAGUGGACUCUAAAACAGAGAGAAUCGUCCAGCUUGGACCUCUUACUGUCAAAUAGACAGUCUCUAACAAUACUACUACAUCAGGACCUCUAACGUGUGGUUGAGAGUGGCAAUUUCUCUGAUUUGACGGGCCAAGUGGAAGAUGAAUCCGUGGAGGUCACUUGGCUCCAUGCACAGGACACUGAAUUCAUUUGAUCUCUAGGAAUCAUUUAACUUCUUUCUUGCUUAGAAUAUUGUUUGAUAUACAUAUUUUUCCAAUAUAAAUUUUUUUACAUGA